GUCCAUUAGCGAAAAAGGAUAAUCGAGUUAUAUCCCUGAACGGUAGCGAAAACAUGUAAGCGUAAGUGUAACGACAACGUGCGACUUUAAUGAACAAAACAAAACGACUUAAUUCUAAUUAGAAUUCUGUGCAAAAACACACAAUCGAACAAACGUAAAUAAUCAAAAUGGCGGUAGUGAAAAUCAGUAGUCUGAAAUUAUCUGAAAUAAAAGAAUUACUUAGCGAAAGAGGUUUAAAAUCGGAAGGGCAUAAAAAUGAAUUAAUUUUGCGACUAAGUGAAGCGAUUGGUGCGGACGUGAUAGAAUUUACACAAACGAAUUUGCAAGAUCAAAUAAAUGAGUUGCGCGAAAUGUUUUCCUCGGUGCUGCAGCUGAUGCAGUUUAAUUCGAAUACGACACCGAGUGCUAACGUGAGUAACUUAAAUUCGUUUGCGGAACAAGCACGUUUAGAAUCACCUAGUACAGGGGCGUCUAAAAUUAAUUAUACUGUAAAAGAAAUUGCAGAAACGAUACCAGACUUCGAUCCAACAUCCGAAUCGUCAAUCACGGUUAAGCAGUUUGUAGAUAGAGUUAAUGGUGCUAUGAGUGCCUAUAAGUGGGAAGAAAAGUGUUUGUUGUUGGCUGUUUAUAGCCGACUUAAAGGCGCCGCGAAAAUUUGGCUCAAUUCGACAGACAAAUUGUAUUCCAGUUGGAACGAACUUUCAAAGAAGUUGUGCGAAAAGUUCAGCUGCAUACCAGAUGAAACUGACAUACACUACAAAAUGAGUCAGGCAGUGCGUAAGCCAAAUGAAAACUUAUUAGACUAUUGCUUUCGCGUGAGUGCAUUAGGGAAACGAUUUACAUUGAGUGAGUCUGCAAUUGUGAAAUAUGCUAGAGAUGGGUUAAAACGAACUACAAACGGCUAUGGCCACUACUCGUUUUAAAACAAUGCGUGAAUUUCGUCAAGCAAUAACGGAUUAUAGCAAAAACAUUCCAACGCGUUCGGGUAAAUAUGAGAAACACAUUGAGAGUUAGAAAAGCGUAAGUGUUAGCGAUAUAAAUAAACAAGU
Messenger RNA from Bactrocera dorsalis (oriental fruit fly), 1049 nucleotides. RefSeq lists its product as uncharacterized. Lineage: Eukaryota; Metazoa; Arthropoda; Insecta; Diptera; Tephritidae. The record is from RefSeq and is a predicted model, not a curated record. The coding region runs from base 168 to 923 and encodes 251 amino acids. The transcript has a single exon.